AUGACAACAGACAAAGCUGUCUCAAAUAGAUCAUCGGAGUUGGAGAGUAUUUCAUUUGAAGUUCCGAAUUUGGUUUUCAAAAAGUCAUCCCUAACUGAAAACAUUCAAAUUGAAGAUACACUCGAAAAAGAGUCUUUGAAUGAGAUCACAAAGAAUGACCCUUCUGAGCCCAAUCCAUUUUCAGAUCCGUUCCUAGCUAAAUACUAUGGGGAUAUGUACGAAGAGACCAAGUACGAAUGUCGCUCAGCUUUUGAUCCUCACCUAAAGUGGACAUUGGAAGAGGAUAAGAGGCUCAUGCGAAAGGUUGAUUAUCGGGUUAUCCUAAGCGCUUGCAUAAUGUUUGUCUCGUUACAAAUCAACAGAGGAAAUUUACAAGAAGCGGUGGCGGAUAAUCUUUUAGAGGACAUGGACUUGGAUACAAACGAGUACAAUUUGGGGAAUACAGUAUUUUUAGUCGCCUUUUUAUUGGCAGAAGUACCAUCGCAAAUUAUCUCGAAGGCUCUAGGUCCAGAUAUAUUUAUCCCAAUUCAAAUGUGUGCCUGGUCUAUAGUCUCGAUGUGUCAAGGUGCCAUGCAUAAUAAGGCAGGCUUUUUGAUUUGCAGGGCACUUAUCGGAGCUUUUCAAGGCGGAUUCAUAGCAGAUAUGGUCUUAUGGCUUUCAUACUUCUACAAAUCUGGAGAGUUACCUCUUCGUUUGUCCUACUUCUGGACCGCAACUGCUCUCACAAAGAUUGCAACCUCACUUCUUGCUUAUGUUAUUUUACGUAUGAGAGGAAUUGGAGGAAUUACAGGUUGGCAAUGGCUUUUCAUUAUUGAAGGAGGGAUUGGCUUGGUGAUUGGAAUAUGGUCAUUUUACUUAAUGGUACCGUCCGCCGUUCAAACAAAAAAUAAGUUGCAUCCCAAAGGUUGGUUUACCGAGAGAGAAGAAAAAAUUGUUGUCAACAGAAUCCUUCGAGAUGACCCUUCUAAGGGAGGCAUGCACAACAGACAAGCCUUGACCUUUAGACAGAUUCUAGAUGCUUUCUGGGACUACAAUUUGUGGCCGAUAUAUGCCAUAGGGAUGCUUGCAUUCAUGCCAAUGAACACUGUACUGCCUUACAUGGUUUUGGCAAUGAAAAAUCUAGGGUUUAGCACCUUCGACGUUAAUUUGUUGACGAUACCAUCGCACAUUCUUCAGAUAGUGGGGUUGUUUUUCAUAACUUGGCUUUCUGAAAAGGUGAAUGAAAGAUCGUUGGUGUGUCUUAGUUUGCCACUUUUUAGUAUUCCAUUCUUAGCUGCCAUGAGAUGGUGGAGUGGCACCAUGGUGGAUGCAUGGGUAACGUGGUUUCUCGUGACGAUGGUCUUGUCAGCACCUUACAUCCAUGCUAUUUGCGUGGCUUGGGUUUCAAGGAAUUCCAAUUCCAUCAAGUCAAGGUCCGUUUGCUCUGCGCUUUACAAUAUGCUCGUUCAAUGUGGGCGAAUAGCAGCCUUUAAUAUCUAUCGAGAAGAUGAUUUGCCACUUUACAAGAGAGGGAAUAUGCAGCUUACUUUUAUUAUGAUAGCUUUGAUCCCGAUAAUCUUGAUGACAAAGGCAUACUACGUUUGGAAGAACAAACAGAAAAAAAAGAUCUGGAGCUCAAUGACCGUUGAAGAGCAACAAAAGUAUAUUUUGAAGACUCUGGAUAGUGGGAACAAGCGUCUUGAUUUCAUUUUUGAUCAUUGA
Candidozyma auris is the source of this 1701-nucleotide messenger RNA. RefSeq lists its product as uncharacterized. The transcript has a single exon. NCBI's taxonomy places the organism in Eukaryota, Fungi, Ascomycota, Pichiomycetes, Serinales, Metschnikowiaceae. The record is from RefSeq and is a predicted model, not a curated record. Gene Ontology annotation, biological process: transmembrane transport. The coding region runs from base 1 to 1701 and encodes 566 amino acids. Gene Ontology annotation, cellular component: membrane. Gene Ontology annotation, molecular function: transmembrane transporter activity.